AUGCGUUUGCCAUUUCUUCUGGGGCUGAUAACACAUCGUGAGUUUAUUGGCACUAUUUUAGGCAUAGCCUCGCAAGAAGUGGAACACAUCGAUGAUCUCUACUCCACCAUUGGCCUCCAAAUCCCUGGCGAAGUUGUGGAUGCGAACUUUGGCCAAAGACCCUUCCGAUUUGAUGUACGACCAGAAAUGGAGGCAGCUCGCGCUAAGGUUUGUGGUGAAAAUCGUGCUGUGCAGCUACCAUCUGAGAAGACUGAUUAG
Molecule: messenger RNA, 258 nt
Organism: Cylicocyclus nassatus
Lineage: Eukaryota; Metazoa; Nematoda; Chromadorea; Rhabditida; Strongylidae
Source: the annotation of a GenBank genome assembly